Molecule: messenger RNA, 9656 nt
Organism: Terrapene triunguis (Three-toed box turtle)
Lineage: Eukaryota; Metazoa; Chordata; Testudines; Emydidae
Gene: HYCC2
Product: family with sequence similarity 126 member B
Exons: 13
Coding region: 230-1993 (587 amino acids)
Biological process (GO): phosphatidylinositol phosphate biosynthetic process; protein localization to plasma membrane
Cellular component (GO): plasma membrane
Source: RefSeq, a predicted model, not a curated record
GGAUUACUGGGUCUCAAUAUACCAUCAAAUAUUUGUUUUCUCAGGAAGAGUUGGGAAACGUUGUGGAAUUCUGGAAUCUACAGUAAAAGAACUGAAGAAUAUUUUAAAGCUUGACAGAUGCAUUCCAGACUGGAAAACUGCUGCAUUAUUGCUCCUCCUCCUCCUCCUCCUUCUUUAGAGAACUGACUUCUUAAAACGGAGGUAAGAAAGGAGAAUAAGCUGUAAGAAAAUGCUGGGAUCCGAACGUGGUGUGGUGGAAGAAUGGCUAUCAGAAUUCAAGGCAUUACCUGAAAAUCAAAUCUCCGGUUAUGCAUCAACGUUGCAUCGGAAAAAAUCACUGGUGCCAGCUCUUUAUAAGGUUAUUCAGGACCCAAAUAAUGAGCUCCUGGAACCUGUCUGCCACCAGCUCUUUGAACUCUACCGUAGUUCUGAAGUUCGACUCAAGAGGUUCACGCUGCAGUUCCUGCCAGAAUUGAUCUGGGUUUAUCUGCGUCUUACUGCCAGCAGGGACAGACAGAGUAAUGGUUGCAUUGAAGCACUGCUUCUUGGGAUUUACAAUUUGGAAAUUGCUGACAAAGAUGGGAACAACAAAGUUUUAUCUUUCACCAUCCCUUCAUUAUCCAAGCCGUCAAUAUACCAUGAGCCUUCUACUAUUGGAUCCAUGGCUUUGACUGAGGGAGCCCUAUGUCAACAUGACCUCAUCAGGGUGGUUUAUAGUGAUCUUCAUCCUCAGAGAGAAACCUUCACUGCACAGAACAGGUUUGAGGUGCUCGGCUUUCUCAUGCUGUGCUACAACUCUGCUAUUGUCUACAUGCCUGCCUCCUCCUAUCAGUCACUUUGCAGGAUGGGUUCCAGGCUUUGCGUGAGUGGAUUUCCACGGCAGCAUGAGAAACGCUGGAAAGAAUUCUGUAACAGAGUGGUACUAGAUCCUGACUUCAUGGUGCAACUGCUCACAGGUGUCUAUUAUGCCAUAUAUAAUGGACAGUGGGGUCUUGGCCAGGAGGUAUUGGAUGACAUAAUUUACAGAGCACAGCUUGAACUUUACUCUCAGCCACUGCUGGUUGCGAAUGCCAUGAAGAACUCGUUGCCCUUUGAUGCCCCUGAUAUGUCGCAAGAAGGCCAGAAGGUGCUGAAGGUGGAGGUUACUCCUACAGUGCCCAGGAUCUCUCGGACUGCCAUUACGACAGCUUCCAUCCGCCGCCAUCGCUGGAGGAGAGAAGAUGGCUUUGACUUCUCAAACGAGGCUGACUCAAGCAUUCCUGGCUCCCCGAUCCAACACGGCUCCACAGACCUAGGGAUCAAACGUGAGCAAGAGGGGGAGGUGCUGGUGCGCAGGACUCCUGAGCAUGGCUCACCGGAGCCCACCUUGACAGCAGCCACAACAGAGGAUACUGAGGGUAUAAAUGGAAGAGAGGAAUCCGUGAACCUCAAUGAUGCUGACGAAGGAUUUUCAUCAGGAGCUUCCCUUAGUAGCCAGCCAGUUGGGACCAAGCCUCUAUCAUCCUCAUCCCAAAGGGGCAGUUUAAGGAAAGCUGCAAGUGGGCGUUCAGCUAAGGAUAAAGAAACAUCAUCUGCCACUAAAUCCAAUGAGAGCCCUCGAGAUUCAGUAGCUCGGAAGCAGUACCUGCACCAACCAACUGACCUUACUGCAGAAACAAUUGAGAUGACACCUACAAAGAAACACCUCAGCUUGCCUGCUGGGCAGGUGGUACCAAAAGCCAGUAGCUUGAGCCUGAUCCGGACCGCCAGUGCUUCCUCCAGUAAAUCAUUUGACUAUGUGAAUGGUGGUCAAGCAGCUUCCAUUGUUGGGGUUGGCACUGAGGGUGUUACUAAUCUAGCAGCUGGCAAUUCCAAUCGGUUUUCAACUAUCAGUCUACAGGAGGACCGGCUAGGCCAAGCUGGGGAAGGUAAAGAUCUCCUUACCCCAGGGGCUCCCCUUACCAAGCAGUCUCGAUCCCCAAGUUUCAAUAUGCAGCUGAUAUCCCAGGUGUAGCUUUGACUCCCCUCUUCCUCUUUAACCAACAGACAGUUCAUCCUUGGGCAAAAACAAGAACCUUCAUCCCACAGUGUGAAAAUACUGACCAGUGUGAUCUCAUUUGAUUCAGUUUAGAUAUCAUCCUGUAUUUUGUAUGAAACAGCAAUAAAUCUCCCCUCACUCCCAGUCCCCACCCCUUGUGAACAUGGUUGUGAAGCAGUAUAAAAUGUACUGUAUGCCUUUUCCACACCUUCCUUUCUCCUUGGGUGAUGUGCAAUCCAUCGUAGGCUGAUCAGUCCCAUUUCAACACUGUGAGACUGGUGAUAUUGGAGGAAAUGGUGAAUGUGAUCCCUAUGAGAUGAUGCUUUGGCUUUGUUAAGAAAUAGAAACGGGUUAGUUUUAUCAGUCUACAGUACUGCAAAGACUAUUGGAUCAUGAUUUUUCUUAGAACCAGGAGUGCCUCAGAGAUUCUAAUGUGACUUUGGACCUCUCUGAGUUUGUGCAAUCAAUUCUGGGGGAGGGGAAUGUCAUUGUUGCUCCUGGCUGACCAAUGCACUUUUCCAUUAAAAUGAGAAUUGUUCUUUUCCUUCCCCACCCUCACCUCCACUCUCCUACUUCUGAAACUCUUCCUGUUCAACAGUGGAGACAUGCCUAUUACCAAGUCGUUGCCCCUCAGAUAAAGAGAGGGCUGUAAGUAGAGAACGUAGGUCACAGUGUACUACUUAUGGCGUUGUAGCCAUAUUUAUGUUAUAUGUCUUCCCCUCCAGGACACAGGGUCAUUCCGCUUACACACUGGAAUUUGGAAAGGCCAAACCUGUUGAAAUAAUUCAAAAGUGGGAAGGAGAGAUACUUUCCCAGAAAUAAUUAACUACUAGCUCUGCUUCUGUUUGUGUGAGGUGAUGAUCACUGACUUGAAACAAGCGCAUCUUCAGGUAAACAGAGGGAUUCUCAGGCUGCAUUCUGUGGUAUCAUAGCUGUUAGGGAGCCCCCCUCCUGCUUUCUUAGGUGUUCCUAGCUCAGUCACAGCAUAGAUUAAGAAAUCUGUAGUCCAGACAUAAUCCUCCAAGGAGAUGCAUCAGGGAUUGAGAUAAAGGUUUGCUGGAAACACUGAAGCGUCAAUGUGCAACACUCUCUAGAAACAAUGUUGGUAUAACGGGGUACUCAGUCUUUUCUCCCAGAAGGACCACACUUCACUGCCUUUGUAUUUACAAUCCAUUGCAUUUUGUAAAUAUUAUCUGAUCAUUUUGCUGACGGAGGCAGGCAAUCUCCUAGAAAACUCUGAACUCAUGCCAUUGAGCCAAGUCCUGAAUCUAUGUGAUUGAUGUAUGGGCAGCAAUUGGUACCUGUGCUAGAGAUCACUACUUAAAAGUACAUUUCUGAUUACAAAGGAGGAUGUUCAUCAUAUUUUAGCCUGUGUCUUUCUUUGGAGAACUAAGGAGAGAAGAGGAAGCUCAGUCUUUUUUCUCUACUCUGUUGUGACCUGGAAGUUUACAGGGCAUUAACCCCUGGAACAGAUUAGAGUUACAUUUUUUCAUUAUGUAGGCACUUUUGUUUUAUAAUUUUCACUGUGAAAAAAUAUACACAAAUGGCUACAAAUAACAGGCUAUCUUUUGAUUUAUAAAGAUUGUACGAAAUUCAGAACUAAAAUGGCAUUACAUUGCUAGUGGUUAUUUAAUGGGUUGGUUGUUUAAAUGUUAUUUCGAGCUUUCUAUUCUUCUCUUUUUAACACCCUCAUUUCAAGUAGCAUUUUUCCAAAGUGACUUUCAAACUUCUAGUUUAAACAGGUAAAGGAAGACAUUUUUAUGGUUAAAUGAGUUACUUGGUCACUUAAUCUUCAUAUUUCACAUUCAAAGAGGAAUGAUAACAUUAAACAGCAUUCAGAAUUAUGCCAAAAUUUCAGUUAAACACAAACAUUCAGUUAAGAAAAAGGAAAAAAACACUUUAUUGUCUCUUUAAAAACUGCAGCUAAGUCUCAAGGACUGCCAGGGAUGCAUAAAGUGACAGAACAAAGACAAAAUCAGGAGUAGCCAAGAGGUAGUGCCCUUGAGUAAAGUUGACCUAAAAAAUAUGUACUGUGAAAAAUAGUGAUGCUUCACAACAUAGCAAGAGAUGGCUACACUUGUCAGUUUAUUUUCUAGAGUACUGGCAAUGGAGACACUUGAUAUGAUGGCUGUGGUUGUGCAGAAGCUUGUCUGAUGUUUUUAAAGAGGAGUAGAGAUGUAUUCGGAACAGAUUAAACCAAAAAAAGGAAAUAUUACUGAAGAUAAAUAUAAUUUCAAAUUGAUAAGGACCAAAUUAUUCCUUUAUAUUAGUUCUUGAGGUGGAAAUGUAAGUCAGGCGGUCAGGCUAGUUUUGGAAGAAUCCCAAUAUAUUUUUUCAAGUGUUUAUUAUAUGUGUGUGUGUGUGUGUGUGUGUGUGUGUGUGUGUGUAUAUGUAUAUAUAUAUAUAUUAUAGUAGAGGUAUAUACAAAAAAAUACAUAGUGAUGUUUGUUAGCUCUGCUAUCGAGGUUCUAUAUUUUCCAUUGUUAGUUUUCAUCUAAGGGAUUUAUAACUCUUCUAAAAAUUUUGCAUCAGGCUAAAACUUACCAAAUAAAUUUCCAUAUCAUGAUCCAUUUCUUUUACAAAAUGCAGUUAAACCAGUUCAGCAAAAUGAAAUAGUCCUGUGAUUUCAAAUGGGGAGUCAAAUAUGGGUGCUCAAAUUUGAAUUAAGAUUUGGUCACUUUUUUUAAACCAGUUUUGCAGGUAUUUAGUCCUUAUUUUGGUGGAGUGCCUUUUGUUAUAUUUUAUAAAUCUGUUAUAAGUAUUCGUUAAUCUGCUUUUGUGUAUAUGCACACUACUUUUGCUAUAAUAUGCUUUUUGAUAGAGUUCAAAUUUUGUCCCUAUUAACACCCUAGAUGUUCCACACUAUGGACUGACAUGAUGCACCAUAACUUGUCCAAAGGAUCCUUUGAGUGCUUCGUGUCAGACGUUCAGUGAUAACCUCUCUGUGUUCUGGAAUGACUCAUCCAUUAACACAAAUGAAGCAGCCAUUAUAAUGUGUCAUGUCAGUGCUAUAUAUCAUUAAUGUUUUUAGAUGUGUCCAUCAAUCCAUGUCAAGAUAGUUGUGAAAUAUGAUGUACUGAGCUUCAGUGAACUUCAAAGUACUGUGGCAUUAAUUGAAAUGGAAAUGCUUGGGAUACAAACAAAGAAUAAUCAGAGUUGACUUUGGAGGGUAUUGUCUGCUACUGUUAAACUAAGUACAAAACUAUUAAAAUAAUAGGUUUCUGAUAACUGUGACAUAGAUUUAGACUUAAGUUCUUUAUCCUUACCUCACUCUAUUGUCUCUCCGUAAUUAUAAUGCAUUUGGUAUGUAACAUCAUGCACUAGUUUUAGACCCUUGCAAUAGUUGAAUACAGUUGCAGUAUACAAGAGGUCAGAAUGCAGAAUACGAUAUUCCUCCUUAUCUGAGAUAGUAUAUAUGCACAACUCUGAAGUGGGGAACCAUGGGUACUGUAGCUAGGUGUAGAUACAAAUUUAAGUAAGGAUAAAUGUAUUAUCCCUUGAUUUUAGCAUAACUGUGUACAAUAAUAUGCUGGCAUUUGUAACUCAUUUUUUUCCUGGGGCUUCAUAAUUUAAGGAAAUAUAAAAUAAGUGGCUGCUAAUUAAAUCUUUGAUCAGCUUUUAAGCUAUUUUAAGUGGCUUUUUGGUUGAGCUGUGAGCCAUUUUUCAUGCAGGCAGCAAGAUGACAAGUAAUAGCUGUUUAAACAAAUGUUGCAAGUGAAGAUUAAAUACUCCACUAUCCAUCCAUUUAGUUUAGUUUUCAGAAUAUUGAGACAUUGUACCUUAUUGUACAUCUCAAAUACAGAUUUGUGUUGUGACCUUGAAAAAGCUUUUUUAGCAGUGUGAACAGCCUGUCCUUCCAUUCUGUAGCAGUGAACAUUUUAUCACACCAGUUAUGUAUUAUAUCAGAUAUUUGUAGGGUUUGCAAAUAUAAUAGUCUCAGAUACAUAAAUCUGACAUUUCCAAAUACAUUCUCAUAUUUCUCUUACUAGCUUUUAAGGUAAUUAAAAUCAUCUGCUUUGACAUUGGAAUAGUGAAAAUAUUGUUUUCUGACAAAAUAUUUUAUUUGCACUACUUUUGUGAAUAGUAGAAUGUACUGGGGAAGAGCUUUUUCUCACCAUGUGAGGUUUGUGUGUGGGUAGGUACAUACAUUUGUCACAUGUUGACAAUCAAUUGCCUCAGUUGUGUGUGUAUUGUAUAUAAAUGUAAACAUAUUAGAAAAUUAUGGGGGUAAAAUCCACUACUAAAUAGUGGCAAAUACAAAGUGGGUUGCUUUACUUUUUGGAUAACUAGUAAUUAAUUUUAAAACUUAGUUCAAGGGGGAAAAAAAUUCAAAAUAAUGAUAAAAGGUUCACAAAUAUAUUUUGAAGAUUAAUUUUGGAACAGAUUAUUCUACACUGAGGCGAUUUUUAAAUCAACAGUUUAAACUUUUUUGUCCUUCCAGAUAAGCCAGUUGCUACCUGCUUUUAAGUUUUAAGGCGUUUUAAUUUUCUUAAACCUGGAAACAAUUCAGACAAAUGGAUUGAUAAGUAAUUUCAGUUUGAUUUUUUUUAAUCAAAAAUAAAAAACUCUUGAAAAUCAAAACGAUCUGAAGAUGGAAAUGACCAAAUUGACUUUUCAAGAAAAGAAAUUUUUGAAAUUAAGUUGUACAAAAUACUGUCCCCCUAAAUUGUGGAAAAAAGUGAUAAAUAGAAUAUGAGCUAAGUUAUUAUUUAUUAUGCACUGUACAAACAGAACAAAAAGACAGUCUUGAUAUUUUAAAUACUAAAUCAUACAAACCCUAAAGUUUUGCAAUCUAGCAUUGCCUAAGUCUACAGCAUGUUACCUUAAUAUGUUAAACUUACUAUCAAGUGCAUUAGGUAUAUUUAUUGUAUCCAUUGGCAUUGUGAGAGUAGUUUGUAUGUGGACAGUGAACAUCUAUUUUUAUUUCUCGAGUCAGGAAUGAUUGCAGAACUCAAGGGGCAAAGCCAGAAGUAACCUGUGCCAGUCCAUUCCAAACACGUAAAAUAAAAAGGGUAAAUUCACUGUAGUGUACAUUCACUGAGUAUUCAGCUUAAACCAGACCAUACAAUAUUUGAUAUCUUGUUUGGUAUUUUAAACUUAGUGUUUGUUUCUAGGACCUGGGCCUUAUUGAAAAUUCCCUUGUUUCUCCUCAUUUAUUCCUUAUGGCAUUUGGAUAAUCAAGGUUGUGCAUUACCCGAACGUUUAUUUAGAUAUUUUCUAUGGCUGAAGUAUAAAUGAACAUAUAAACCCUUCUUUCAAAAUUGUCAUAAUAGAUCAGCUGAGAGCCCAGUAUAUAUACCAGCCUAUUACAUUUUGAUGGAAGACAAUGGAGAGGAGUGGGGGAAACUGAUCCGUCACUGGUACAUCAAAACAAAACACCCCAAGUGAGUGUGAGAAUAAGAUUUUGCAAGGCUGGCAUAUAUAUGUUCAUAUGACCAUUGCUAAUAUUUUUAAUAUGGCUUUUUAAAAUCCUACCUUAUUAAGCCCAGCUUACAAAGCAUAAAACAGGAAGAAAGAAAAUAGCUGUAGGCACUUAAAAUAAUGAGUAAAUUUUACCUGAGGGUUGGCUAGGGUCAGUAUCUGCGAUAAGAAUAAGUUCCAUUUAUUUUGUAGUUAUCCCUAGAAGUCUAAUAUGGAGAACCUCAGAUACAAUCUGGAUGAGAAAUGAACUUUUAUUAGUGGACAAUCUAUCCCAAGCCAGACCGUUUAAUUCUAGAUUGAACUAAAUUAGAUGCAAACUGCUGUUUCUGUUUCAAGAUUUAGUGUGAUCCCUAUGGGAGUAUAGAAAAGCAAAUUCCUUUUUAUCUUUCCUACAUGCAUGAGACAGUAUACCAAAAGAGACCAUUAAGGGACCAAAUGUAAUUAAAAUGGGGUCCAUCCUUCAAUAAAUUGUCCCUUCUAAUGUAAAGGAUUGCUUUUCUAUUCCUGUGAGGAAACAUGGAUGGAAACAGUUGUACAGUUAUUUUGGGAUCCUGGACUACAUUUUGAGCUAGGACUUUGUCAACUAAUUAUUUUGUCAUGAAUUCCUAUUACAGGUUUACAAGCAGUGAAGUGUGAGCGAAUAGAGCAGAAGACCCCUGUAUUUUGACUGAAUAUUUCUGUCAAACUACAUUUAAAAAAAAUUGAAUUUCCAAACAAAAAAAUUAAUCGGCUCUAGAAAAAUCAAGUUAAUUACUGAAAUGUCUUCAAAUGAGCAAAUAGCUAUAUUGCAUCUGUAACACAGAUAACUAAUAGUUUAGACAUACCCUCCAAUAAGACUAGACUCCUUUAUGGUGCUUUGUCACUGUAUCUUUAUUUCAGGUGUAGGACAAUUGAUCCUGCUCUUUUCCAGCACUGAAUAAGAAAUUUAACAGGUUGAUAGUAGCUUCUCUAAGUAAAUUAAAUUUCUUCUCCUUGACAUUAUAGGACUUAGGAGUGACAGAAAAUAAGCUACUGAAAUUUUUCCCUCCAGUUCAGACCAUUCACUAGUCUUGCAUAUUUUUUUGUUUAUGAAAAAUGUUAAUAGCAAAAAGUACAUGGCUUCUAAUUUGCAGUCAGUAUGAGUUAGCAGUCACUCAGGAUAAAUUACUUGUCUUCGCAAAGUAUUCAUGGGUUUGCUAGUGGUCAAAAUGUUUGUGUUCAGAUAUGACUUGGAAACACUACAUUGCACUUUUCUGCAAGAAAACAGUAAAUACUUUUGGGCAAGGGCAUUACUAGUUGGUUAUUUAUGGAAUGAAACCAUGUAAUAAAGUAAAUAACCUUAAGAGAGUCAUUUAACUGGAAUCAUUUUUCCAUAUCAAGGACAUCAGGCAAAAGCUAGUAAAGAUUUUGAAUAAUUAGGUCAUCUUAACACAACACAUUUUGGACUUACUAUGGUAGCUUUUAUUUGCUAUAAGUAAACUGAGGUACCCCAUGCUGAGUUUUUUAAAUUUGUAAUAAAUUCCUCUACUUUACAAUGAAUCUUUUGAGUCUUACUGUUCGUGUAACAAUAUAGAAUUUGCAGUCAGUUUGACUAGCAAAAUGAAACAAUCUGCAAGGAUUGAGAGAGUAUUUUCUUACUGUUUCUGUCAUACAAGGUUUGUUUCUCUGAACUAAGGUUUCUGAAGGAUUUUUACUACUUUGGCAUUUUAUGUAAUCUUAUCAUUGUCACAAAAGGAAUACAGGCAGCAAAUAACCUACUUUCUGUGGACAAAUCUGUUUGGCAAAAGGGCUUGAAUUGUGUAGAUGCCCUUUUUUCACCAGUGUGUAACCCUGCAUGUUGGUAUGCACUCACAAACAUUCAGGAUAUAGUGCUGGUGAAAAACUAAACAGAAUGGAUAGUAAAUGCAGUCUCUGUUGCAUGAUGUCCUUUAACCUGGGACCAGUGAAAAAUCUUCAUUCUUACAGAGCUGAAGAUAACACACAUUGAAGAUCAUGUUAUUGGUGCAUGUAAGCCAUUAUCUUAACUGUCUUACUGAAACUGGUUAAUGCUGUUGAUUGUUGUUGAAAUGUGAAAUGUAGUUACUGUUGACCUUGUAUAUAUUUGCCAGAGAUUAAAAAAAUAAAGAAUAUUUUAAAUCACUGUAAAUAGAGAUGUAUAAAAUGGAAAACAGUCUGCAAUGCAGAAAAUAUAUAUAUAUAUAUAUAUACAAUGUUAAAUAAAUAUUGUGUUGUUUCUGGA